This is a messenger RNA of Penaeus chinensis, 975 nucleotides long. RefSeq lists its product as uncharacterized. Lineage: Eukaryota; Metazoa; Arthropoda; Malacostraca; Decapoda; Penaeidae. Bases 221 to 706 code for a protein of 161 amino acids. The transcript is spliced from 3 exons. The record is from RefSeq and is a predicted model, not a curated record.
CGAAGAACCAACACCUGCCCGUGUUCUCCCCCGUUGGCACUACCGAUGUGGCACUUACUCACUGGCACUUUAACGUGAAGAAGGGCUUAUCUACUAAUUAACAGCGUGGUGUGAUAAGGAAUGACGAUUUCCAUCCGGUUAUGAGCAAGAGAGGAGGAGAGAGCAAGGCAAAUAAACACGGGUUUAUAAAUAGGGACUUAGCUGCUGUUUACUAUCCAUUAUGGUGCGAAGAACAUUAAUGUUUAUAUGUGUUCUGCUCAGCGGUGUGAGGGUCAGGGCACAGUCACGAGAUGAAGAAGGCUUCCUGCUGGCCGUCACUCAGGGGAACCUCGCCUGCUACUCGUGCACUCUGGACUUCCGAAAGAGCGAGUACGUGUGGGACCAUCCCUGCCUCGGCCGACACAGGGACAGCGAAGUCAACAAGACCUACUUGGUGGUUUGCGGGCCCAACGACCGGUUCUGCAGAGCCGAGAGAACCGAAGUAAACGGCGUGUUGGUGAAGCUGACCAGGGAAUGCAGCGAGUUGUGUUACUAUGGAUGUCGACCCAAAGGCUUCGGGAUCAACAGCGAGUCGUGUGCUCAGUGUUGUGACAGCAACGGAUGUAACAACAUGUACCCUAAGAGCUCGGCGGUGGUCCCUCGUGCUGACUAUGUUACGAUUUCUGUAAUGAGUGUCGUGGUUGUACUCUCUCUCUGUUGUUAUUAGGGUCUGUCUUUGUUUGUCUUCUCUGUAAGGGAUUUAUAUUUGGCUAUGUGAGCGUUUAAUAAGAUAUUUGUUUGUUUACCUGUCUAAUGUACCAUAUGCACGAGCCAUUAUCUUCAUUUUCUGUGACAUGCUACGACUUAUUCAAGAAAUGUUUUUUUUUUUAUCUUUGUAUCUAACAAAGGUACACACGAUCCCCAUACCAGUAUUUAAUUAAUAUCUUAUUUUCUCCUCUCUUCUCUUCUCUUCUCUUCUCUUGUCUUCUCUCUCCC